GUGAUAUUCGUACAUCUUUGCUGUCCUCUUGUGGAAUAAUGCAGCAGUACUCAAAUGUUGGAGGAGGAGCUCCCCAGGCAAGCACAGGCAGGGAGUGUGUGUGUGUGUGUUCAUUGGUAAACAGACUGUACUGUAGUCACUCCUCUCCUCUGUACCUCCUGGCUACUACUUCCUGGAUACCAACAACUUUGCCUUAUGAUCUCUGUAUCCAAGAGAAAAUCGUGGCUUGUUCGUCGUCAGCUGGCUGUUUUCAACCUGCUGCUCAGCUUCUGCUUCUUGACUUCCCAUCUGUGUUUGACAGGAGACACUCUCAACCUGGACGGACAGCAGGACAGUUUGGCAUUGAAAUGUGGCUCAUGGUCGUCUGCGCCCCGCUGCUUCCUGCCAUCGCCAUGGUGUCUGGUCGUUAUCAUGUCAAAGCUGCAGCUCUGUGUCGUAGAGCUCUGGCCUGGGCACUGAGGCUGCUGCGAGGGAGAGUGUGUGUGAGGAGCACCCACGCCUUUGUGUUCUCCAGAUGCACCCACGGCAAAGCUGACAGCGUCCUGGAGACUUUUGAUCUUUACGCUGACACACACCCGUCUUUCUGCAUCAGUCCACAGAUUGCUGAGGCACUGGAUGACGUGGUGAGGCGUGUUCAGCCCUCCCUGGUGUUAGAGCUGGGCAUGCACUGUGGCUACAGCUCUGUCCGUCUGCUGCGUCUGCUGCCCCCUGCUGGCAGACUUAUCACCGUGGAGCAGGACCCACUCACAGCAGACCUGGGGGAAGAAAUCAUUCUCGUAGCCGGCUUCAAACACUCCCACUUCCAGGUGUUGACAUGUAGCUCAGCUGAGGCCAUCCUGACAUUGCGUCCGUUUCUUGAGCUCAGUAAAGGGACCAAUGAGGGACUCAGUCUGGUGCUGAUGGAUCACGACCCCCAGCAGUACUUUCCAGACUUGCUAGCUCUGGAGAGUGAGGAGCUCCUCAGCCCUUCUGGCUGCUCUGUACUUCUGAUCUACAGGAACCAAAGAGCUGAAGAUCUCAGAGACAUCCUGGAUCACGUUAGGUCAAGGCCCGACUGCUACUGCAUUAAGUCAGAGCUUCAGUUUAUGAUGGAGAUCUUCUACCAGAAGGCGUAGAUAAGCGAUAGUAAAAUCUAAAGAUGUGGGUGUGUGCUUCAAGUUUGUGAGAACCAUGGGUGUUACAUAAUUCAUUUCUCUAGUAUUAUUUGUGAGACAAAGACAUGGAGGAUGAAAAAAUAUGUGCUGAAUAAAUUAUUUCGGACAA
This is a messenger RNA of Scatophagus argus, 1263 nucleotides long. RefSeq names its product transmembrane O-methyltransferase homolog. Gene Ontology annotation, molecular function: catechol O-methyltransferase activity. The transcript is spliced from 4 exons. NCBI's taxonomy places the organism in Eukaryota, Metazoa, Chordata, Actinopteri, Scatophagidae. Gene Ontology annotation, biological process: dopamine metabolic process; catecholamine catabolic process; developmental process. The record is from RefSeq and is a predicted model, not a curated record. The coding region runs from base 39 to 1115 and encodes 358 amino acids.